AGCUGCAGAUAGUGUCACCGCCUACUAACGCAAAAUUGAUUGAUACUUAAUUUUCAGGGAUCAAGACGAGCAAAAUGUCAACAAUAUAUUGUUGCUUUCCGUUCCUUCCAUGGGGCGGUCCCUUAGAAAUUCUUCCCAAAGCUUACGCUGGCUGUGGAUUUUUAUGAGAUAAUUAUUACUUGAUAAUCUCAAUCACAAUCAGCUGUUGACUGUAGUUGCGUCCAUUCAUCUUCUCUUUCUCUUGAUCACAAAAAUUCACAUAUCCCACCUCCACCACCUCCACCACCUCCAAGAUAAGCCAUUACGUCUCUAUCUUUUUGACAUCCCGUCUUGUUUGCUUGGUCUCAACACCAACACAUCAUCACUCCUUCUUUCCCUUUCCACAAGUGUCUCUGAUCAUUCUCUUCAGCUCUCUUCGAGCACAUUUGCGAAAUUCAAGACGGAUACUUCAAAAGUAGACUGGUAGACUUGUAGGUUGCAUUCUCCUAUGUCAGCACUCUCUAUUGUUCGGGGUUCCUUACCACUCAGCUCAGUACUUGACCUGGGGGACUCUUUCAUCCCUCGUCUUCCAGAGUCCUAAUAUUUAUUCACUUGACGAAGAUUCUUGGCUCAUUUGCUAAUGGUUGCUUUGGAUCCAGCUUUAACAGAGCGAACUACAUACUUCAUUUGUCGAUGGCUUUGAUAUAGAAUACAACCUAGCCUGCUUGUAUUUCUUCCACCAUGAUCGGAAAUUCAUUUCUACCCUCGCGGUUCAGAGGAACCUCCUCUGCCACCGAUACCAAUGCAUCCCCUAUGUGGCUCAGUAAAAAGGUCACACCUCUUAUCCAACUUCUCUCUCGACGAGCAUGUCUACACCCAAUCCACACAAUCGUUAUAGUUGCAGUUUUGGCGAGUACAACCUAUAUGGGACUUCUGGAGAGUAGUCUUUUUGAUUCGGUCAAAGCCAGUGGUGCCGAUAAAGCAACAUGGAGCUCUCUUGUUGCAGGCAAUCGUCAACUGCAGAUUGGUCCCGAGACUGCCUGGAAAUGGCAGGCUUCGGAUGUGGAAACCGUGCCAUCAAACGUGGAUCACUUGGCACUUUUGACAUUCGUCUUCCCGGACUCUGCUGCCGCCAAUUCUUUACAGGCAGCCCCAUUAGCGGACUCUGUGCCGUUACCACAAAAUCUUUCCGUCAUCCCUCUUCCAUCAACUUCAAACCCUCUGGCAUCUUUAUCUCAGGACAGUGCUCUAGCUUUUGCCGUGCCCUACAACCAGGCCCCUGAAUUUCUCGCCAAAUCUCAAGAACUGCCUAAUUCCGCCGCUACUGUUCCUACCGAUCCUAAUGCCCGUCAAGGACUCGAGGCAGAGCCUAUUAAGGAGAAAAAGAUGUGGAUCAUGAAAGCUGCAAAGGGAGACGAGACUCAACGAGGAUUGAAGAAAUGGGCGUCAAAUGCUUGGACUGAAUUUUUAGACCUUCUCAAAAAUGCCGAGACUCUCGACAUCAUCAUUAUGGUACUCGGCUAUAUAUCUAUGCACCUUACUUUCGUCUCGCUAUUCGUCUCUAUGAGGCGUAUGGGAUCAAAUUUCUGGCUCUUUGCUACCACUCUUUUCUCCUCAGUUUUUGCCUUCCUCUUUGGAUUGAUCGUCACCAGCAAAAUGGGAGUUCCAAUGAAUAUGGUAUUGCUGUCUGAAGGCCUCCCAUUCCUCGUCGUGACAAUUGGAUUCGAGAAGGCUAUUGUUUUGACAAAGGCUGUUUUAUCGGCAUCUCUUAACACCCAACGACCCCACCACGAAGUAGGCGAGAAAAAGUACGGGGUUUCUCCUACGUCCAUCCAAUACGCAGUCCAGGUUGCGAUAAGUGAAAAGGGAUUCGAGAUUGUCAGAGAUUAUGCAAUCGAAAUCUGUAUCUUGAUUGCCGGAGCUGCAUCGGGCGUUCAAGGAGGUCUCCAGCAGUUUUGUUUCUUGGCUGCAUGGAUUUUAUUCUUUGACUGUGUCCUUUUGUUCACUUUCUAUACUGCAAUUCUGAGUAUUAAGCUUGAAAUUAACCGAAUCAAACGACAUGUCGCUCUCCGUCAGGCACUGGAGGAUGAUGGAGUCAAUCCCCGAGUGGCUGAGAAAGUUGCCCAAAGUGACGAUUGGCCGAAAGCCGACGGUUCCCAGACUAGCGAGGCAAACAUCUUUGGCCGUAAGGUCAAGGGUAGCAGUAUUCCAAAAUUCAAAGGUUUGAUGGUGUCUGGAUUCAUCAUAAUCAACAUUCUCAACCUCUGUACCAUCCCAUUCCGGGGUGGCAACAGCGGUUUUCAGCUCCCAGGCGCAAAUAUGUUUUCCGGAUCGAGUUUUUCAAGUGUUUUAACACCACCACCUAUGGACCCUUUCAAAGUUGCAUCCAAUGGCUUAGAUUCCAUCGCUGAGAUGGCAAAAGCUCACGACAAGGCAACAGUUGUCAGCGUCCUUACACCAAUCAAGUACGAGCUCGAGUAUCCUUCUAUUCACUACGCUGAACCGGCACCCAAACAUCGUAAACAUGCCGCUGAUGAUUUUGAUGCUGAAUUUGCUGAAUAUGGAAUGGGUGGCCGAGUUGUGGACAACCUGCUGAAGAGCUUCGAGGACCCAGUUCUUUCAAAAUGGAUCGUUGUGGCUCUCACAUUGAGUGUUGUGCUCAACGGGUACCUCUUCAAUGCUGCUAAAUGGAGUGUUGGCAAGGAACCACUUCAAAUGCCUCCACACCAUGCUGUCGAUCCUAAGGAGCUCGACCAGGCUGAAAGGUUCAACAACUCUGCUUCUACACCUGUCUUGAGAUUACACAACAUCGACCCGAAUUCCAGCGACAAUAUACCGUUGACGCCAGCUAGAACGCCAGCUACUACUGAUGACGAGGAUGAUGAAUUAGUCAUGGCUCCCAAAUCUCAGAGUAGUGCCCAACCGCAAUUGCGCCGAAGUCAACAAGAGCUCGAAAAGAUGCUUGAAGCGAAACGUGCGCCGGAGCUUACCGAUGCAGAACUCAUCGAACUAUCCAUGCAAGGCAAGAUACCUGGUUACUCCUUGGAAAAGACCCUCAAGGAUACUACUCGAGCCGUAAAGAUUAGGCGUGCCAUCAUCUCACGAACCCCUGCUACCUCUGAAACUACCAGUCUACUCGAAAAUUCAUUAUUGCCAUACCAGCACUACAACUACGACCGUGUUUUAGGAGCUUGCUGUGAGAAUGUCAUUGGUUAUCUUCCGUUACCUCUUGGUGUAGCAGGUCCGAUUGUCAUCGAUGGACAAAGUUUCUUCUUACCCAUGGCUACAACAGAAGGUGUUCUUGUUGCAAGUACAAGUCGUGGUUGCAAAGCCAUCAAUUCUGGAGGUGGUGCUGUUACCGUCCUGACUGGUGAUGGUAUGACUCGUGGUCCAUGUAUUGCCUUCGAGACCCUCGAACGCGCCGGUGCUGCUAAGGUUUGGCUUGACUCAGAAGCUGGUCAGCAGACUAUGACAGAUGCAUUCAACUCAACCAGUAGAUUCGCAAGACUUCAGUCCAUCAAAACGGCCUUGGCAGGUACCUAUCUCUACCCUCGUUUCAAAACUACUACUGGAGAUGCUAUGGGAAUGAACAUGAUCUCGAAGGGUGUUGAGCACGCUUUGAAAGUGAUGUCUACCGAAUGCGGCUUUGAUGACAUGGAAAUCAUUUCCGUCUCCGGUAACUUUUGCACCGACAAGAAGGCCGCUGCUGUUAAUUGGAUCGAUGGACGUGGUAAAAGUGUUGUUGCCGAAGCAAUCAUCCCCGGUGACGUCGUUCGUAAGGUUCUUAAAACUGAUGUUGAUGCAUUGGUCGAAUUGAAUAUUGCCAAGAAUCUCGUCGGGAGUGCAAUGGCAGGUGCUAUGGGUGGCUUCAAUGCUCAUGCUGCCAAUAUCGUAGCUGCAAUCUUUUUGGCUACCGGUCAAGAUCCAGCACAAGUAGUUGAGAGCAGUAGUUGUAUCACACUCAUGAAGAAGUAAGCUAUUCAUAUUCAAAAUUUGGAGCAUAUCACUAACAUUAAUUCUACAGUCUUCGCGGUAACUUGCAAAUCAGUGUCUCCAUGCCUUCCAUUGAAGUUGGGACCUUGGGUGGUGGUACUAUUCUUGAACCUCAGAGCGCCAUGUUAGACCUUCUUGGUGUCAGAGGUUCUCACCCAACUAAUCCAGGUGAUAAUGCCCGGAAACUCGCACGUGUGAUUGCUGCAGCUGUUCUUGCUGGUGAGCUUUCCUUGUGUAGUGCCUUGGCGGCGGGUCAUCUUGUGCAGAGUCACAUGGCACAUAACAGAAGUGCUCCAGCAACAAGAGCCAACACACCGGGACCAGCAAGCGGUGCUCAAACACCAGUGACUGCAGCGAUGACGGCCAUGCGAGAGAGAGCUGGCGUGGCAGCCUUGUCUCCGGCUGCUGUGCUUAGAGCCGCAAGCGGGAAGAGAUAAGAGAGAGUAUUUAAUGUAUACACAAGCGAUGCAUGAAAAUAUGGCGUUUGGGUAUGCUUAUAGCAAAAAGCUAUUGCUUUCUAAUGAUCUUUUAGCGGAGGCUUAUGGAUGGUGCCUGUAAUAUUUUCCAUUUACGAAGCCCUUUUUGUCUUCUCAUUGUGAACUUUUUUUUGAACCGACUCAAAGAAUAGAAAGAGUCGUUAGAUUUAUUAGACACAAUUGUGACUCGAUAAUCAUCAAACUUGAUUUGUGGCUUUCAUUACAAUAAAAUUUAAUAAAAUUGCGGUUUA
Messenger RNA from Sclerotinia trifoliorum, 4699 nucleotides. NCBI's taxonomy places the organism in Eukaryota, Fungi, Ascomycota, Leotiomycetes, Helotiales, Sclerotiniaceae. The record is from the annotation of a GenBank genome assembly.